ACUCGUCUUUCCGCCACAGGGACAAUGGUGCGCAAGAAGGACAAGGCCACCAAGAAGUAUGAGAACAAGAACCUCAAGGGAGAGCUCAAGCGGCGCAAAGUGGUGAAGGAUGUGGCUGAGCGUGAGGAGAGCAAGGCCAUCCGUAGGGCUAUCCGGCUGGCUAAGGAGGAGUCGAGGUCCAAAGCAAAGGCCCGGGGCGCGGCCGAGCUCGGAGUGAAGGGCAAGAAGAAGAAGAACAAGCGUCAGCGGCCGAAGAUCUCGGCUCUGCCCGAGGACGAAGAGUCGGACGAGGCUGAUGAGAUGCUGGCCAUGGCUGUCGAGGCUGGUGAUGCCGUGGCCGGCAAGGCUGGCAAGUCGGCUCGUGGGAGCAAGAAGGAUAAGUACGCCGGGCUGGACUUUGAGGGCUUUAUGCAGAAGAUGCAGGACAGCGAUGAUGACGACGAUGGCGCGGCGGAGGCGUCCUCGGAUGGCGACGACGACGAGGGCGAGAGCAGCGAGGGAGAAGGCGUGACCGAGGCCGAUCUGGUGGCCAAGUUUGGCGUCGAUGGCUUCAGCUCGUCGGACGACGGCAGCGCAUCGGACGACGCGUCGAACAACGUGGCCAGCAGCGCCAAGAACGCGCGUGCCAAGGUAGUUGAUGAACACAAGAUGCAGAUGGACCAGCUUGCGGAGCAGGAUCCGGAGUUUUUCAAGUUUCUGCAGGAGCACGACGCCGGGCUUCUCGACUUUGCCGCCGAGUCGGACGACGGCGAGGAGGAAGAGGUUGCGGCCGAGGCCGAGCUCCUCCGCGAGGCUGCGGCCGAGGAGAAGCGCAACCGCAAGAAGGACAUGCCGCUGAGCAAGCUGCCAGUCAUCUCGGCAGAGAUGUACUCGCAGUGGAAGAAGUUGCUUGUGACCAAGGAGCUGACUCCGCGCCGGAUCCGUACCUUUGUGGCGGCGUUCAAGUCUGCAGUGGCCAUGACAGUCGACGCCAGCGGGCAGGCCGCCAGCACCCGGUCCGAGCGCGAUGAGAACGAGGCCGCAGUGACCAAGGCCCUGGGCAAGAUUCGGUUCCGCGUCGAGUCGGAGGCAGUCUUCAACAUGAUUGUCCUCUUCUCGCUCCGCAACAUGCACAAGAUCUUCAACGCCUACCUCCAAAUCCAGUCGCAGCGGGCGCGGAGCCGCGGCUCGCAGCGCAAGCCGUACACGCCCGGCCCGCGGGCUGUGCCGUCCAAGGUCCCGGGCUUUGUCGGUAUCAAGCGCACGGUCCAGUCGUACCUCCGGACGCUCAUUGUGUUUGUCGAUGGCGUCCGCGACCCGUCCAUCCUGCGUCUGGUCUUUGUCCACCUCGACGCGCUCAUUCCGUUCAUGCAGCACCAGCUGAAGACGGCCAAGCGGCUGCUCAAGACCCUUGUGGCGCAUUGGGCCCGUGCCGAGUCGGAGGACACCAUGCUCCACGCCUUCCUCACCAUCCGCACCAUGGCGCUCAACCUGCCUGCCUGGUUCAUCAAUGACGCGCUCAAGCGCUCGUACAUGGCCUUUGUCCGCGAGGUCAAGCACACCGCCGCCCACACCGCCGCCCGCCAGCAGCUCCUCCGCAACUGUCUGGUCGAGCUCUUUGGUAUCAACGUCGAGGCUUCGUACCAGCACGCCUUUGUCUACAUCCGCCAGCUCGCCAUCCUUCUCCGCACCGCCAUCUCGGCCCAGUCCAAGUCCUCGCUCGCCACCGUCUACAACUGGCAGGUUGUUCACUCGCUCCGCCUCUGGGCCCAGAUCCUUGCGCAGUACAAGGACUCGGACAAGCUCGAGCCGCUCCGCUACCCGGUGAUCCAGAUCCUGUCCGGCAUCGCCACUCUUGCGCCGUCGGCCCGCUACUUCCCGCUCCACUUGCACGUCAUGGAGGACCUUGUCAACCUUGCCGCUGCUACUGGCCUCGUCACCCCGGCUGCCACCGCCCUCCUCUCCAUUCUCCACGCGGAGUCGCUCGCCAAAAAGUCGGCGGCGUCGACGACCAAGCCCAUCGACCUCACCAUCGUAGUCAAGGUGACCAAGUCGUACACCACCUCGCGCGCCUUCAAGACUUCGGUCGUCGACCGCGUCGCCUUUAUCCUCCUCCGCCACGCCCACUCGCUCGCUGGCACGAUUGCCUUCCCGGAGCUUCUGGCGCCUGUCCUCUCCUCGGUCCGUACCUUCUCCAGGAACAAGGCUAUCGCGCCCGCCCUCCGCAAGCGCGUCGCCUACCUCAUCUCCGCCAUCGGCAACCAUUCCCGCUGGAUCCGCGCUAAGCGCGACUCCAUCACCUUUGCGCCCGGCGACACCGCCGCCGUGGAGGCCUUUGAGGCCGGCCUCAACACCGCAAAGUCGCCCAUCCAGAAGGCUUACGUCGCCAAGCUCAAGGAGCACGAGGCCGAGCGCGCCCGCCUCGCCGACGAUGCCGCCGCCGCCGCCACCUUUGGCAACGACGACGACAAGCUCGACCCGGCCGAGCACAACACCCUGCGCCAGGCCCUCGAAGCCGCCACUGACCCGCGCGCGGACGACGAGGACGACCACGCCGGCUCCGCCAAGCGCAAGCGCUCGCAGCCGCACAGCGACGAGAGCUCCAACAGCUCUGACGACGACGAGAGCUCGUCCGAUGACGACGAGCCCGAGGAGGCUCCGUCUCGCAAGCGCCGCAAGACCAUCGCCCUCUCGGCCGAGCAGGAGCGCGCCGCGCACCGUGUCAUGUCCAUCAAGGACGAGUCCGAGCUCCCAGCCGACACCGUCCAGGAGCUCGGCUCCGACGACGACUGGUAAACUGGCGGUGUUCCACACCAGCAGCACACUAUCCUGGACUACGCUCUGUACUCGUGCGGCUCGAGAAAGCCGAUAAAAAGCGAGCCGUCCGCC
Messenger RNA from Thecamonas trahens ATCC 50062, 2868 nucleotides. RefSeq lists its product as uncharacterized. NCBI's taxonomy places the organism in Eukaryota, Apusomonadida, Apusomonadidae. The record is from RefSeq and is a predicted model, not a curated record. Gene Ontology annotation, biological process: ribosomal large subunit biogenesis. Gene Ontology annotation, cellular component: Noc1p-Noc2p complex; nucleoplasm; Noc2p-Noc3p complex. Bases 25 to 2775 code for a protein of 916 amino acids. The transcript is spliced from 2 exons.